AGCGCUCAUAAGGGAGGGACGAACCAAGUCAAGUUUGGAUUCAGGAGCGCACGGCCACAGUGAGAGCGACGGCACCAGGGGAGACACGGAACAUCUUUUCAUUCUGUUCCGUCUUAUUUCCCCCAUUGACUGCACUGACUGCUGUCCUGGUCUAUUUUUUAUUUUUUUCUAAAUAAAGAGGGAUCCUUGAUUGGACACACAGGAGGAAAGGAUGAAGCCUUCCCCGGGGUUGACUCUGAUGUUUCUUCUGAUAGAUUUGCAGGCUCAAGAGUGUGUCGCAUCCAAAGCGGAGGACCGGCUCUUCAGGAAGCUUUUUAGACGGUACAACCAGUUCAUCAGACCAGUGGAGAAUGUUUCUGAUCCUGUUACCGUGGAGUUUGAGGUCUCCAUCUCGCAGCUUGUUAAAGUCGAUGAGGUGAACCAGAUCAUGGAAACAAAUUUAUGGCUCCGACAUAUUUGGAACGAUUACAAAUUAAGAUGGACGCCAGCAGAGUUUGAUGGGAUUGAGUUCAUCCGAGUUCCCUCAAACAAGAUUUGGAGACCUGACAUUGUUCUCUACAACAAUGCUGUGGGUGACUUCCUGGUAGAGGAUAAGACCAAAGCACUGCUGAAGUAUGACGGUACGAUCACCUGGAUUCCUCCUGCCAUUUUUAAAUCCUCAUGCCCGAUGGAUAUCACCUACUUCCCUUUUGACUAUCAAAACUGCUCCAUGAAGUUUGGCUCCUGGACUUAUGACAAAGCCAAGAUUGACCUUGUACUCAUUGGCUCCAAGGUAAAUCUCAAAGACUUCUGGGAAAGCGGGGAAUGGGAGAUCAUUGACGCUCCGGGUUACAAACAUGACAUCAAGUACAACUGCUGUGAGGAGAUCUACCCGGACAUCACGUACUCCUUCUACAUCCGUCGCCUGCCGCUGUUCUACACCAUCAACCUCAUCAUCCCCUGCCUCCUCAUCUCUUUCCUGACAGUGCUGGUUUUCUACCUCCCAUCUGACUGUGGAGAGAAGGUCACGCUCUGUAUCUCCGUCCUGCUCUCCCUCACUGUGUUCCUGCUCGUGAUCACAGAGACCAUCCCCUCAACAUCACUGGUCAUCCCACUCAUCGGAGAGUACCUGCUCUUCACGAUGAUCUUCGUCACACUCAGCAUCGUCAUAACCGUGUUCGUGCUGAACGUGCACUACCGCACGCCCAUGACGCACACCAUGCCGUGCUGGGUGCGGUCCGUGUUCCUCAAAGUGCUGCCCAGGAUUAUGCUGAUGCGUAGGCCGAUAGAUGAGGAGGGUAAGGCCGGGUGGUUGGAUGGCAGUGGGGAAGCAGGAGGAGCUGGAGGGGGAGGAGGAGGCGGAGGAGGGAAAGGACGGAGGAAGAGGAAGAACAGCUUGAUUCAGCAGGUUGGAGAAGGUUCCCUCAACUGUCUAGAGUUUGGUGGGGACAGUUCGGCCAUGGAGGGCUGCACUGGCAAGAAAUGUCCCUGCCCCUGCCAGCAUGUGAGGGAAACCCCAGAGACACCAGAGUCUGGAAAGGUGCCUCGUCAGCUGAGUCCACAGGACAUAAACACGGUGAUGGCCUUCUCCGUGGUGUCGCCCGAGAUCAGACAGGCCAUCGAGAGCGUCAAGUACAUAGCUGAGAACAUGAGGAGCAGGAACAAGGCCAAAGAGGUAGAAGACGACUGGAAGUAUGUCGCUAUGGUCAUCGACAGAAUCUUCCUCUGGGUCUUUGUGACGGUGUGCAUCCUGGGAACCCUGGGCCUCUUCAUCCAGCCCCUUUUUGGUUUUGUCUCAUAACCGUCGUAAAUCUCAGGGUUCUCAGCCACAUUGUGACAACCAACACUAAGAGAAGUCUCCUUUCUCAGUCAACUCAUUACUGGAUGCAGUUCUGAGCCUUAAGGCAUCACUGGAUGUGUUGGCUGUCCCCGAAAAAAAGCAUUGCAAAGUUAAGAGAAAAUUUCAAUUUAAUUUGUUGGUGUACUGCAAUAUGGUAGCGAAGAUUUUAAUGUAGUUCUUGUAUGUGUCUGAUGACUGCUUAUUUUUACCAAAGGGAUUAUCUUAAUUCUCCCCUUGUCAUGUAAAAUUUAGGGUGUGGUGGUUCUUUCAAUGAUGUGGUAGAUUUUGAUUUUUGGAUAGUGGAUAAAUAGCCAUACCUGCUUAAGUUCUUAAAAAAAAAAAUAACACAGCCAGAAAUAACACAUCUGGGCUGAUAUACAGUACAGACCAAAGGUUUGGAAACACCUUCUAAUUGAAAUCAAUUAGAAGGUGUUUCCAAACCUUUGGUCUAUACUGUAUAAACUAGGUUGUUGAGUUUUAGUUCUGAUUUAUAUGUGAUGUAGAUGAAGGUAAACUGAUGACCAGCGUAAAAUGUUAAAAAAAAGCUGCUGCUGAAAAACCACAGCCAUUGAAUCAGGGAAGUAAUUUGUACAUUGAAGAAUACGUACACAGAAAAGAAGGCUGUAAUGUUUUAAUGACCUGGUCAAACAAAACAGAGCCAUGUUGCUCUCCAGUUGGGUUACAUAAAAUAACAGGGUAGUGGACCAGCAACACCACUUAGAAGUAGGGUUUUAAUGCAGGCCUCUGACACCAAUCAUGCAAAAUUGCAAUGAUCAGGUUUUCAUCUUAUAUUUUAAAUGAGAUCGGAACAUAUACCUUUAAACAAAAUGAAUAAUUUUAAAAGAUGAUUAUUCUGGUUUGGGUUGAAAUCAGCACCACAUUCAGUGAUACUUAGGAGUUGAACAUCAUCCAAUAUUUGCCAGUGAACUGGAAACUUUCAAAACAAGCACCUGACACAAACUCUCUCUAACCUGUCAAACUCGACCAUUCAUCCACCAUCCAAUGAGGUGCACAACUGGAUAACUGGAACACAAGCUGUUCAAGUUUCUAUUGUGAAAGGCAAUUUUAAUUAUUUGUGGUUUUGCAUAAGUUAUGUUCUUUUAAAUUUGGGGCAUUACUUGCAGGACUAUUUUUUUUGUUUCUGACAGUUUAUUUAUUUAUUUAUUCAUUAAUUAAUUUAUUUAUUUAUAGCAAUUACAAAAUAUGUCAUUACUGAUGCCAUGUCUGGUUAUUGUUUUAUAAGCUAAUUGAAUGGCCUUGUAAAUGCUCAGUGAAAUUAUGCUUGAUUAGUUUCUCUUAAAAUAGCAGCCCAUUUAUGAUUCCAUCAGAGGGCUCUUAAUGCCCAAUUCCAUGGCUAAUAAUUAAACCCUUUUUUUUAAUGUCACUCAGGAUUAGUCUUAUUACUGAACUCAAAAGUGUAUAAGAUGCAUGCAUGAGAAAAAUGAUGAAUGCUUUCACCCCAGAGCUUGGUGAUACAGUGAGUUAAUGAUUACUGUAACUAAUAAUAGCCCAUGAUUAUCUUUUUCUCUGUGUGUGAAUUUGCUUGGAUUUGUACAACAGGAUGUGUGUUUCCAGUUAACUCUGCCAAAAGCACCAAAAGAGAAGAGAAAUUAAAAAAGCAAAAAGCAACACAAUCAUUUGCCUUCGAUAAGGUACAAUCACAGGCCAUUUAUUAGGUCCACCUUUUCAUUUGCUCACUAGAAAUAGCACAAAUAAUGCAUCAGCCAGUUACAGAGACUCAAUGUGUUUGGGGUCCUUGAUGUGGUAAAGUUGACUUGCAAAAAGGUCAACAGCCGAAUGGCGAUUAAAGGGGAUUUUAAUUACUUUGAGGGUGAGAGGUCAUUAACAACUAUCUCUCAAGUCUACAGAGAAUAGUCUGGGAAAGAGAAAAUAUCAAGUAGGCGCCAAUAGUGUAAUAGAUGAAGAUGAGUUCAGACUGGAUCACAACGGCAGAAAGGUAAUGGUAGCUCUGAUAACCCCUUGUAGCUACUAACAAAUGAAAACUACAGUCUCUGACAGAACAACACAUUGACCCUUUUGCAGAUGGGCGCCAGCUAAGAAAAAGAAAAGGAUACUAAAAUUCACACAGGCUUACUGGAAUGGGACACAAUCGAUUGAAAAAGUGUUGGCUCGUCUUACUUUCAGUUUUUCAAAAGGGGGUCCCACAUGGCCCUGGCAAGGUGCACCUAAUAAAUAGGCCAGUGAGUGUGUAGAAUUACCUGUAAGUACAAAAGUUUGUCAAACCAAGUUUUGAGGAAAAAGAAGAAAUGUUUUACGUAAAAAAAAAAAAAAAAACAGUAGAAAAACGGUUAUUUUUGUAGAAAUGAGUGAAACCAGAAAACAGUUCCUACUAAAUAAAACAUAAUGUAAUUUGAACAUAGAUAUGAUUACAUAGUGUUGACAUCUUUGUUUUAUUUUAUGACAUGAUGGACUUUUGACAUUAAUGCCAUCUGGUUUUUCUUUAACUUUUCUGGAAAAGUUCAAUGUUUUAUUG
Messenger RNA from Gambusia affinis (western mosquitofish), 4313 nucleotides. Its product is annotated as neuronal acetylcholine receptor subunit alpha-3-like. Bases 212 to 1780 code for a protein of 522 amino acids. Gene Ontology annotation, molecular function: acetylcholine-gated monoatomic cation-selective channel activity; transmembrane signaling receptor activity. Lineage: Eukaryota; Metazoa; Chordata; Actinopteri; Cyprinodontiformes; Poeciliidae. The transcript has 8 exons. The record is from RefSeq and is a predicted model, not a curated record. Gene Ontology annotation, cellular component: synapse; postsynaptic membrane; neuron projection. Gene Ontology annotation, biological process: signal transduction; monoatomic ion transmembrane transport; nervous system process.